This is a messenger RNA of Physella acuta, 993 nucleotides long. RefSeq lists its product as uncharacterized. The record is from RefSeq and is a predicted model, not a curated record. NCBI's taxonomy places the organism in Eukaryota, Metazoa, Mollusca, Gastropoda, Physidae.
UAGAAAGAAGAAUGGUAGCUCUGUAAGAUGGUAUAACUUUACCAGCUGUAUAAUAUAAUUAAAUGCUAAAAAUGUUCAAUUUAAAAUUUUAAAAUGAUUUUUUUCCAUGAAAAAAUAAUUUUACAGCCGCCAAAGUUGUAUAUUCCGAAAGGGCAUCCAAUUUGCCAUAAAACUGUUACGAUUUAAUGAACACUCCAUGUAUGGGGUCGGACCGCAGUAAAUGAAACCAAUGUAUACAAAUCGCGACGACCCGCAUCUAAAUUUCGCCGGCUUGAGUCAAGAUUGUGUUGAAUUCCGGAACACCCGACCUCGGUUCGGAACCAGAUUUUGUGUUUAUUCGUUGAUUACAGUGGAUUUAAAAGCACGUGCAGAGCAAGAUAUUAGCAUAAAAGAAAGGGGAAACUCAUUGGCCUACCAAAAAUUUUGUAUUGUUGUGAAAGCAACAACAGGACUCCUGAAUACUUUUGAAGGAAACCAUAUGUCAAAUACAUUUUCUAUACUCUGGACCAAUGGAAGGAUCCCUUACUAGAUUCCAUAAUUUGAUCUGUAAACUUGAAGAAGACAAACUCAACCAGGAUAUUGACUAUUAAUUACAAUGCUACCCAACCUCAUAGAGAACUUUCCCAAUCAGGAUAUUGACCUGUCUUUUUGAACCUGCUCUAAGAUUUCUGAUAAUUGUAUAAGUUAGGAGCUAGACAUUUCCAGAAGUUGACUUUGAUCAAUAACUAACUAGAAGAAAUAAAUAUACUAGUAACAAGUAACUUUAUGCUAAACAAGUCAUGAUUAGGAACCAGAGUAACAAAACUAGAUGAACAUCACAACUCUAUUAGGGUAAUUUAAAAAGAAUUUCAGUCUAAUUAGUUAUCUUACUUCGUCAGUUUUUAAAAUGCAUGGAAUUUCUUCUUAUUAUAGUAUAUAAGUAAAGUAGUAGUAUAGUUAUUUAGUUUUUUAUAACAAAGUAAUGCUUACAUGUUUCCUACACAAUUUAUAUUA